CGCCGGCGCCACCUCGCUCCCGUCCCUUCCAGGCGCUUCGCCGCCGCGCGCCAAACGCCCCCAUAAAUGGCGCGCCGCCGUGUUCCGCUGGCGAACCAGAACACCCCCAACCUUCUUCUAUCUCCUCUACGCUCCAAACUCACUAGCUGCUCUCUCUCUCUCUCUCUCUCUCCAUGAUGAUGUCCUUGAUGUCCUCGCGAGCCUCUGCCGCCGCCCUCCUCCGCGCGGCGCCGUCCCGCUCCGCCGCGACGUCGGCGGCGAGGGCGAGGAAGCCGGUGGGGGAAUACCUGCCGGUGUACGUGGCGCUGGGGAUGGUCGCGGCGUCGGUGUCGCUGGGCCUCGCCACCGCCAGGCAGCAGCUGGCGCACGCGCCCAACGUGCGCCUCGACAAGAAGAAGCGGGAGGCCGUCCCCGAGCUGUCGGCGCCCGACAUGGCGCUCGACGAGGCGGAGCGCUUCGUCCGCGGCUCGCCGUUCCGCAAGGUGGCGCACGUGCAGGACGACCGCUCGCUCCGCGCCGGCGUCGCCGCCGACCCCGUCGCCGCCGCCGACCGCCCCGCCGCCAGGAAGGCCGUCACCCUCAAGGACGCCGGCGUCGAGCCGCCGGGCAUCGAACGGGGGAGGGAGGAGAUCCUCGAGGUCCUCGGGAAGAAGACCCGCACCGCCGCCGCCGCCGCCUGAAGCUAAUUAAAUAAAAGGCGUCGUUUUUCUAAUCACAGUUAAUUUAGUCGCUUAAUUUUAGGGAAAAGCUACGAAACGGCAUUCCGUUCGGACGGAGCGAACGGAACAGUUAAUAAAUAAUUAACUUAGGUGUGCUAAGCGAUGGAUAAUGAGCCACCGAUGUCGCGUUUCUGAGUUUUUCCUAAUCUAUCCCGUGCACACGGUAUCUUGUGCUGUAGUCUCCCUUUUAUUUUAUCUUUUUGGGUUUUCUCUUGCGUAAUUUAGGUUUAGUUUUGUUAAUUACUGGCUGCUUUUGUUAAGUGUUUUUCUGAGUCGGCUGUAGUUUUAUCAGGUCGAUGUGUUGUGUUUGGGAUCAAAAAUGUACAUGUGUAUCCAGAAGGGUUGUGACGAAAUAAAGUAAUAGUAAUAAUGAUAAUAAUAAUAAAUGAUGUA
Molecule: messenger RNA, 1112 nt
Organism: Oryza brachyantha (malo sina)
Lineage: Eukaryota; Viridiplantae; Streptophyta; Magnoliopsida; Poales; Poaceae
Exons: 1
Coding region: 174-680 (168 amino acids)
Source: RefSeq, a predicted model, not a curated record